This is a messenger RNA of Dimorphilus gyrociliatus, 1390 nucleotides long. Lineage: Eukaryota; Metazoa; Annelida; Polychaeta; Dinophilidae. The record is from the annotation of a GenBank genome assembly.
AAUUCGAAAAACAUUGCCUCGAGAAUUUUAACGAUAAACUCUGCUCUCUAUUUAAAAGAGAUAAGUACGAUUUUCGUUCUACAGCAACUAUAGAACAUUUAAUCAGAAUCAGUAUAGAUUUUAAUUAUUGAUGUUAUUAAAAAGAAUUUCUCCAAAACUUGUAUAAAACACUCAAAAUUGAGCGAUAAAGGAAGAAGUUAAUUUGAAAAUAUUUGGGCAAUGAAAUGAAAAUAUGAGUGAUAUUCAAAGCUGUUCAGAAGUUGCUACAACGACGAGGACGCUGGAAACUGCCGAAGCCCAGUUUGUGAACAUUGGUGAAUUUGCAGAUGCUUGUAAAUCAGAUUAUUUAGAUUUAGCGUCAGGAGAGAAUUACACUUCAGAAGAAGAUAGAGACAAUCUUCUAAAUGUUGAUGGAAUAUGCGGAGAUACACUAAAGGAAAUGGAAGAAUUAUUCGACAUAGGAAAUCUGUUUGGAAGUACUGGUAAAAAAUUAACGUCACAAGAAGCGAUGAAGGAAGCGGUAGCCGAUAAUUUGGAAUGCUCUCAACAAUUUACAGCAUCAUCAAAGAAUAUGGAGAAAAUAUCAAUAUUAAUGCGUAAUUUUAGUGAAAACCCUGAAGCGGAGCACGAAAUGAAAAGGAUUCAUUUUAAAGAAUUACCAAGAGAUGUAGAAGUAAAUGGAACGAUUGUUACUAUUCAAGUAUAUUUUCCGUGUAAAAAUACAAGUGCUAAGCAUAGACAGACAUAUUUCUGCUUUGGAAAGCAAGAAACAUCGUUGUUAAAUUGCGAAGUAGAUAUGCUUUCUUCUCAAACUCUAGCCGAUUUGUGCGAUACAAUUCGCUGCAUAAAUGAUACAUGCUUCCUACCAGUUUCUGACGUUUAUUUACCCAGCAAGAAAGUCGUUCCCGGAAGAAUGUUCUUUAUUAAUGGUGUCUUCUACGAUGAUACGAGAAAAGCCAACGCAGAAAUAUAUAGCAAGGAAAUAAUUAAAUGGCUGAAUAAGAAACCUCGAAAUUUUAAAAUGACUAAAGCAAGAUCUAUGGACAGUACCAAACUAGCUGAUUUAAGAGUGCAAUUGAACACACCUUAUUUAUAUCUACAUCAGGGAAAUUGUGAACAUAUAAUAUCAUUUAAAAAUCUGCGACGCUUGCAUCCGAAGGAUUGUCACAUUAUGAGAGCUUAUCCUUUAGUUACUUAUUUUAACCGUAGAGAGACAGUUCGAUGUCUCGUUUGUAUCAAACCAGCUUAUUGGCAAGUUUCAAAUAGUAAACGGUGUAUGCAGAAUCCAACUAAUUUAUGUAUGACUUGUCAUAAAUGCUUGCAUUUUGAUGAAAACGGUAAGCCCGUUUGUGAAUUUAAUGCAAUAUUUAUCGAUGACUUUAGAAUGUAA